This is a messenger RNA of Psammomys obesus (fat sand rat), 863 nucleotides long. RefSeq names its product cysteine and glycine rich protein 2 (gene Csrp2). NCBI's taxonomy places the organism in Eukaryota, Metazoa, Chordata, Mammalia, Rodentia, Muridae. Gene Ontology annotation, biological process: muscle tissue development; sarcomere organization. Bases 90 to 671 code for a protein of 193 amino acids. The transcript has 6 exons. The record is from RefSeq and is a predicted model, not a curated record. Gene Ontology annotation, molecular function: structural constituent of muscle; actinin binding. Gene Ontology annotation, cellular component: nucleus; Z disc; cytoplasm.
GCCCGCGCGCGCCCCCGCCGCCUUCGCGCUCCCGGGUUCGUGCCUCGCCAGCUCCGCCCGCCGCCGCGUGCUCCCGCUUCCCGCUCGGAAUGCCUGUCUGGGGCGGUGGAAAUAAGUGCGGGGCCUGCGGGAGGACGGUGUACCACGCGGAGGAGGUGCAGUGUGAUGGGCGGAGCUUCCACCGCUGCUGCUUUCUGUGCAUGGUUUGCAGGAAAAAUUUAGACAGCACAACAGUAGCAAUUCAUGAUGAAGAGAUCUACUGCAAAUCCUGCUACGGAAAGAAGUAUGGACCAAAAGGCUAUGGUUACGGCCAGGGCGCUGGCACGCUCAACAUGGACCGUGGUGAGAGGCUGGGCAUCAAGCCAGAGAGUGCUCAACCUCACAGGCCUACAACAAAUCCAAACACUUCUAAAUUUGCCCAGAAAUAUGGAGGUGCUGAGAAGUGUUCCAGGUGUGGGGACUCCGUCUAUGCUGCUGAGAAGAUAAUCGGAGCUGGAAAGCCCUGGCACAAAAACUGUUUCCGGUGUGCCAAGUGUGGCAAGAGUCUUGAGUCUACAACUCUGACUGAGAAAGAAGGUGAAAUCUAUUGUAAAGGGUGCUAUGCAAAGAACUUUGGACCCAAGGGAUUUGGCUAUGGCCAAGGAGCAGGGGCCCUUGUUCAUGCUCAGUAAUGGCGUAAACCCAGAACUAAGCGUCACACAGAGUCUGUUGCCGAAACGCAGAUGGCCUUACAGCACUCACAACUGUGAAACUCUGCCAGUGUUGCGUCCUGGGCUGGACAGGACAGCACUGCACUCCCGCUUACUCACUAGCAUUUAAGAGCGUUUCCUGUACAUUCGAAAUAAAACUUUGGCUUGACUUGG